Messenger RNA from Trichoplusia ni (cabbage looper), 6823 nucleotides. Its product is annotated as testis-expressed protein 2-like. Gene Ontology annotation, cellular component: endoplasmic reticulum. Gene Ontology annotation, molecular function: lipid binding. The record is from RefSeq and is a predicted model, not a curated record. NCBI's taxonomy places the organism in Eukaryota, Metazoa, Arthropoda, Insecta, Lepidoptera, Noctuidae.
GUUGUGAUUGGUUAAUAUGGAGAUCUCAGGAGUGGGUAAAUCACCAAACUCAUCACUGUCUUUUAGAUACAAUGCCAACAAUGAGGAACUAGAGGAGCUGUACCAUGUGUGUGAGGACGACCCUCCAACGCCGCAGUGCGACCCCGCCCCCGCCACGCCGGGAGAGAACGCCAGCCCCAAGAGAGGAGAGAGGUCUUCAUCAAUCAUAGAUAAAUAUUUUAAAUCCAUUCGUGCUGAGAAACCUGUUGAAAAGCCUGAGGAUGCAAAGCCUGUUGAGAAUAAACCUGCAGAAGAAGCUAAACCUGUUGUGGUGCCUAAGGAAGUUACUUCGUCUCCUAUGAAGGAGUAUUUGAACCGCUUGGGUAAGAGAAGCACUUCAGAGGUUUCUCCCGAUGUUAAAGAAGGAACAAAUGAAACUUGGAAGAUAUUCCAUGAUUUCAAAUUUAAGAUUGCUCAGGCAGUUGAAGAUAUGAAAACUCGCUCAUUAGAGGAGGGAAAGGAAAAAUCACUUCCAAGAGAUAAUUCAACAUCAGAUUCUGAAGAAAAUUCAGCCAUUAAGGACUCCGACCAGCAAAGUGUUGGAGAUACAGACAACCAGGUAUCUUCACUAGACAGCAGUAUACAGAACUUAUCGGAAAUGACGCAACCACUGACGGCUAAGGCCACUGAACGGGAAUCAAGUCUUCCUGUUGAUAAGAAUCACUCGGAUUCCAGCGACGAUACACAUAAGAAUUUAAUAUUCAAUGACUCCGGAGAAUCUCGAGACAUUCUCAGCGACAGCAGCAUUAUGGAAGUGGAGUCUGGUAUCGAGGCGUUGGAGGACAACAUCGACGGUUUCGGCGACAUACACAACGUGGACCCGCACUUCCAGAGCAACAAGCCCGUGGAAACAGACCCCAUGUCCUCCCCACACGCUCACACCACCUUCGGUACACCCCCGAGCAAGAGCAACUCCAAAAUACCAUACUCCCCAGACAGUCCAAAAAAAUACUUCUUCAAUUUUUCAAUGUACUUCCUGACAUUCCUUAUUUUGAUAAACUAUUUACUAUUCCCUAACUCGAAUAUUUGGAAUGGGUUCGUUCUGGGCUUGUGGUUCUUUUGUUUUACGAGCAACUUGAAGAGUUGGUUGCUGGAUACGUAUUUCAGCGAAGAGCCGAAGAGCUCGACGCUGUUGCAGCUGAAGCGGAGUAGCGCUAUGCCACCUACUUACACGAUACCUUCGGUGAAGGAACAUAGGCCUAUCAAGAAGUAUGAGGGCUGGAUAAACCACUACAGAUUCCCGGACUAUGAUCCGUGGACAUAUCACAUUAACAAAACAACGACAGCGUUUAUGAAGCUUGAAGGGUGUAAUCUAAGAAUAUCAUAUACAAGCACGAAAAUACCGAAGAGAGCGCUUUGGGACGAAAAGCUUGAUAAGGUAGCGUUUUAUCAGCACAGGUUAUAUAACCUGACUGGAGCGAGAAUUAUAUUGAUGCCGAAAGGACUGGUCAAGAGGAGACAAUGGAGCAAAAAAUAUCCGAUUUGCGUAAUACUGAACGACAAAGAGAAGAUUCAAGUUCUAGAGAAGGAGAACUCGGCUAUGGACAAGAAGGCGGCAGAGUCUCAAGCGGACAAGAAGAAGGAACAGCAACAGCAUGAGAUGGAGACCGAGACCAGUGUGAGUCCGGAGAAGAAGAAGAAAUUUGUAUGGAGAAGAAGGGAGAAAAGAUUAUCUAUGGACCUCCUUGCUCGAGAAAGAAUGAAAUGCGAAUGUCUUUCGCAUUCCGACGGCGAAACGGGGAAAGAGGGGCUUAGACAUAGGCUUGUUAGAAAAAUGCACAGAGAUAAGAAGACGGAUAGCGUGUCUACUUCAACGGAACCGUCCGAGACCCAGAGUCAGAUUCAUGUGCAGACAGACCGGGGGGUGUUCUUGGAUGAUUCGUUCCAUGACCUGCCGCAGCCGUCCGAGCGAGACCUGGCUUCCACCUCGGCCACUAGCACUAAGGACGAUGAUAUUGAAGACAUUGAUGAUAGCGAAUUGUCCAAAUUUAAAGACUUUUUGGAGGAGACUGAGAUGGAAAUAGCAGCGGAUGGCACGGGCGAGGGUGAGUGGAGCGUGCACGUCAAGCGCACGAGUGAUAAGCAUUCACAUCUGUACCUGUUCGCGCGCACCGGCAGGGAUAAGCAUGAGUGGUACCGCCGCCUAAUGAUUGCCGUAACGGAGGGUAACGCGGCAUCAGCGGAGACUUCAGCGGCGGACGAGAAGCCGGCGCCCGAGACGACGACUCCCGAAACCCGCGACAACAUCGAAAUGGCCGUCUUCAAGGUCACCGAGAAAGACACCGUAGCCUUCGCUAAAGCUUCCAGCAAAACUCUAGACUCCAAUAUAUCGGACGGCGGCGGCGUCACGAUAACUUCGAUAUCACAACCAAUGCCCCCAGAAACGGACUACGAGAAAACCUUCUGGCCCUACCUACUGAAGAUCAUACAGACCCACGAGAUGACGUUAAAACAAACGACGGAAGUGGCCGUCCUCUGUCAGAUAGAGCCGUCGCCUCGAGAACGCAAGAAGAAGAGGAAAGAUAACAAGAGUCCGACUCCGGAAUGCCAGUGCCGCAUGUUACCGGCGGAAGUGACGUGGGUGAACACGAUGCUGGCUCGGCUCAUGUACGACGUGAUGAGGGAUCCUGUCACCAUCGCGCGUCUGCAGAAUAGGAUACAGAGGAAACUUAAUACGCUUAAGCUACCAUCGUUCAUGUCCCCGCUGGUAGUGACAGAGCUCUCCCUAGCGGGGGCGUGCCCGCUAGUGGAGCGGGUGCAGGCCCCCGCGUGGGACGCGCGCGGCGUGUGGCUGGACGCAGACCUGCGCUACGACGGCGGCGCCUACAUAGCCAUACUCACGCAGAUCAACCUGCUGAAGCUUAAGGAAAAGAACGUGACGUUGGAAGAGGAGCUGAUGAAGCCAGCCCCGUGCGAUAACCUCGUGGAUCCGGCCGAGAUCGACGCCAACCUUUCCGGGCCCGUGCUCUCUAGGACAACGUUGCGGACUCGCAAGCCCGCGAUAUUCGACUCGGACGUGGAAGACUCGGCGGAGUCCAGCAGUGAUGACGAGAGCCCGCCCGUGCAGCCCGUCGACAGCAACGAGACCAUCGGCUCUACUGAUACCGUGAUAUCUAGUACGGCCACGGAAGGAGGUUCUUCCAAAAAGAAGUUCUUACGUAUGGUCGACAAAAUAGCCACAAAUAAAUAUUUCCAACAAGUGACGGACUAUAAGUACGUGAAGCGCGCGAUGGAAGGCCUGUCCAACACGGACAUCAAGCUGCACUUGGAAGUGCACGCGCUGGAGGGACGCCUCGCCUUCAACCUGCCGCCGCCGCCGCACGACAGACUCUGGAUCGGGUUCAGAACGAACCCGCAACUCGUAUUAAAAGCCCGGCCAGCUGUCGGCGCGAGGACUCUCCGCUUCGCCCACAUCAGCAACUGGAUCGAACAGAAGCUCAGCAAGGAGUUCGAGAAGGUUCUAGUACUUCCAAACAUGGAGGACAUCAUCGUGGACAUCAUGACGCCCACGCCCGUGCAGUUCGAGUGAAUGUACGUAUAUGUGUUGUAUGAGUGUACGCCAAGCGUUCAAGUAUUGUGACUUUGAGUUGGUACUAUAACCUCAUUUUUAUGUGCCGAUGGUGUGUUAGGAAAAAAAAGAAAGUCUGCCCCUGUUUUAUUGAUAAUUCUACAAGAAUUAAGCUUGUUAGUAAUCGCUUAAAUGUUAAAAAUGACAAUUAUUUUCGUUAUCUUUUGCGUUAGAAGUUGCAUAAACAUUUCCAAAGCACUUAGCUAUAUGUUUCGUGCAUAAACUAAGACUUGUCGUUUUCAUUCAUUUGAGCGAUUUCAUUAGCAUUUUGGCUUGUAGAUAUGUCAGAUUUAUAGAGGGCUCUCGUCUAUAAAAACACUCGUAGAGUGAAUUAAUCUGUAAAACUUGAGAACCCUGUAUUGUAACUCGGUUUCCCAAACUUGUUAAAAGAGGGUAAAAUAAAUUUGCUUUAUGUAAUUAAAAAUUACAUUCAGCGUUCAAAAAAAAACGUAAACGGUAUUAUUCUCAAACACAGGAAUAUUGAUUAGUGUGUAUGUCAUCUGAAAGUGUUAAAAAUAUGUAUAUUAGACAUUUAUGUUAGUGACACAGAGUUCUAACUGCCGUGUUGCCAACAGUUUUCAACAAUAGAAAGAUGAAACAAUAGAAUUCAAUGAAAGUAAUAUCAAUCUUUAAAACCAGAUAAAUACAAGCUAUAAAAAGUCCUGGCUUUUGUAAGUCAAAGUAGAUCUAUAGAAUGCCACUGACACCGCCUUUAUUUCUAUGGAAUUAAAGAUCAUUUUACUUCCUAAGUUGAUGUCAACAGACCUAUAGUAAAAGGAUGCAAGUAUUCUGGUUCUUUCAUUAUGUUAACAGCGAUAAUAAACAUCGAAUCAAAGUUUUACUUAGUUUCUUACUUGACUUUUAAGAAGUGUGAUUAAACCACAAAAUAAGCAUUUUAUCCAGCCAUCGUUUUUAGUAUUGUGUUAACUUAAGAUUUACUUUUAUUAUAACAAAUUGUUUGUUAACCUUUUACAAAACAUUUGGAUACAACGUAAGAUUUAAAAAUUAACUUUAUUUUGCUCUGAAGAAUUCCGACGAUGUUUAAAUUACAUUACUUGAUAUUAAAUUUCUAAAUUUUAAUUUUGAUAAUAUCUUGCCUUAGAUCAAGAAAAUUGUGCAAUAAUUGAGAGGUUAACGCACAUAAAUUGUUAAGAGCACUUGAAAUUGUUGACUUUGUCUUAACAAAGAACGUUUAUGAGCUAAAACAUACGUAACAUAAAAAUUACAGCAAAAGCGUAUGUGCAAUGAUUAGAUUUAUAAUAUAAAAAUAAGAUGUAAAAUUUAUGAAAUAAAAAAUAGAAUUAGCAUUUAAAAAUAUAUAAAACUUAUUGUGUAACUAUUUUUCUUUCUUGUUGAGAAUAAAUUCAAUUUUAUGAUAUACAUACACGUUGAAAAAAAUAUAUCUUACGAUAGUCGAGGUUCUCUGCAAUCAUUGCUGUUACAUCGAUAGGUACUCACCAUUCAGUGCUGAAGUAAAUAAAUAGAUGCGUCGUUAAUAUCCUAAAACGCAGUAUUAUAGUUUUUCUAAUGUUUAGUUUUUUUUUUGUGUGGUGGUAUAAUUUUCGGCAAGUUAAUUGAAUUAUGACGUUGCCAAAUGCGAUUUUGAUGGACAGGGGUCUGCCAACACAUAACUCUUCCUCUAGCCAAGAGACGUAGAAUUGUGAUUUGGUGUGCAGUUGUGGAACAAACAUUCAUGAUGAGUGUGUCGUAAAACUGCAAUAUUUGUACCAAUAUUACUGUAGGACGUGUUGAUAGGCGCCCUGGUAAAGUCUUUCAUUACUCAAGUUUCUUGCUGAUCAUUAGAAAAUGUAUUUAACGUAUUUUUAACCAAUUGAAUAUUAUACAUUCUGGCACAAGGUGUACUGUUAGUGCUGUUAGUGUCACAUACAAUACAAGGAAUAUACUUUACGUUUAAGAAUAUUUAUGUAUAUUGAGGUAAUGUUUAUUUUCAUCUUUAGUGUAUUAUUUUUAUUUAUUUUAACUGUGAUGUAACUAUUAGUUAACCUGUAGAUUAUCUUCUUGUUUAUGCUUUAGGUAUUAUGUUCCAUAAUAAUUUAAUGUCGCCAUAUAAAUAAUUUUAUUUGUGUUUCAUAAUAUUUCAUUAUUUUUGAGGAAGAAUUUGUUUUUUCACCACCACUUUUACUCAAACGAGCUUCCUCGCGUUACAAAUAAAUAUUUUCGACAAUAAUUCCGUCUUAACCUGUUAUUAGUAAUCGCAAUAUCAAAUUUUAUAAAUAACGAGACUAUAAAAAUAUAAAAUAUAUUGUAUAUCUAUGAAAAUAAAUUAAUAUUUUGAAGAGUAUUGACUUAAACUGUAUAAAUGUUAAUGAUCAUUCAUAUUUUUCUAGUAGUUGGUAACAUUUCUAAUGUGUUUUCUAUUGGCUUCUUCUAGUAAUCGUGUUUCACCUGUUUUUCGAAUUCGCUAUUAAAUUCUUCAUUAUUUCUAAAUUCGUCGCACAAGUGUCUUUUGAUUGGCUUGCACGUAGCACAGUUUUUCGUUUUUUCUUGAUGUGUCGUAAAUUGCAUUUUUCAUUGUGCGUUUGACAUUAAAAUGUCUGGUGAUUAAAUAUUAUAUGUUGUAGACGUAAACAAGAAUCUUUGUUGGUAUUUGCUUCUAUGUUAGGAAAAGAUUUGUAUUAUUGAAUGUGAAAAUCAGGCGUGUGCUGUUGCGAAGGUUAGGAACCAUGAAGGCUGAUUGUAACUUGCUCAUUAAUUGGCGGUGACGGCGUGUGUGUGCUAAAUAGUACGAAUUUAAUGUUAAAUUGAAUGUUUGGACUUAUAGACUAAAUUACGGAAUAAAUAAUAAAAUGAAAAGAAUGAAAAAAUAUAAACAAAAAUAGCAAAACUAUUCUGUAAUUUAAUCUAUAAUUAUUAUGCUGCUUAGUAUUAAUUCUUUUUUUUAUAUUGCUACUAUAAUUAAUAUAUUCACAGAGAAUGCCAAAAAUCCGUUUUAUAAUAGACACUCGUUUUGUAAGACUUAUUUUGCAACCUUUAUAAUAUAUUACGUAAAUGUAAGUCUUAUGAAUGUUUGGAUCAAUAUUGUUGCCUACAUCCUCUAUUGGAUAUAUUGUUUUAGUAUAAAUUCUAAACUUGUACUGUAUUGAUGUUCUAAAACAAUAGUGAAACGUAAAUGUUUGUGUAAGUUUUAGUUACUCUACCGAUUUAGAUACUCAAUUUGCUCCGACAAGUAGUUUACGAAGACGUAUAUUUUGAAAA